This is a messenger RNA of Myripristis murdjan (pinecone soldierfish), 7685 nucleotides long. It is a transcript of the gene tdrd6a, whose product is annotated as tudor domain containing 6a. The transcript has 12 exons. The record is from RefSeq and is a predicted model, not a curated record. Gene Ontology annotation, biological process: spermatogenesis; P granule organization; piRNA processing. Gene Ontology annotation, cellular component: P granule. The coding region runs from base 360 to 7064 and encodes 2234 amino acids. Lineage: Eukaryota; Metazoa; Chordata; Actinopteri; Holocentriformes; Holocentridae.
UCCCUCACUCUGGACAACACGCGUGUCUCGGCUAGUUAACCUGAACUUAGAGGCUACAGCUAACCUUUACCGCCUCUUUGCUGUGGAGUUGUUUAAUGUUUUCACGAUUGGUUUUGACUUGUCUAGUGCCGAACAAAAGCCCAUUUUCAUUUAAGUGACGCAGUGUGUAUAUUUUCGGCGGCGUGGCUCUGUUGGAGUCACCAAGGUUAGCUAGCUGGUCAAGUUCGUCAUGUCGACGGUGUUCAACAAGACCGGGCCAAACCGCGGGGUUUCAAACGGAUGCAUCCAGGGCUGACAUGUAAGCUCUGUUGAUGAGAGCUGACAACAGAUGAAAACUGGAAUUCUUGAAAAGUUCCAAAAUGUCUUCGAUCCCUGAACUUCCUGCACCAGGAUCGGAUGUGACAGUCCUAAUAACCAGGGUUAACUUGAACCCCCUUUGUGUGCUUGUGGAGAUCUGGGGCAGCUUUAGCCAGAAAUGGAAAACAGACUAUGAGUGCCUGGCAAAAGACAUUCAGUCUUCUGGAAAAAUAUUUCAUGAGUCUGAAGGAAAUCCUGGUGACCAGUGCUUGGUUAAAGUGGUUGACACUUGGUACAGGUCUCGCAUAGUCUCAAAAAAUGGCUCAAAUUACAGUGUGUUCCUUAUUGACAAAGGGUUGGUGCAUAGUGUCACCACAGAUAUGCUGGCAUGGGGUAAGAAAGAGCACUUCCACCUACCACCUGAAGUGGAAUUCUGUGUGCUUUCUAAUAUUUUGCCACGUGCACCUGAGAACAGGUGGUCUCCAAUAGCUAUCGAGUUUCUGAGAUCUCUCUCUGGGAAAUGUGUGAAGGCAUGUGUCCAAGAUGUACUGGUGCCCCACAGAGCAGUUGUCCUUGACAUCCCCUGCAUAUCCAAGCAAAUGUAUGAGAUGGGAUUUGCAAGGAAGUUGUCUGCUGACAGGUUCAAGGACUUUCUACUUGAGACACUGCAGUCCAGCAGUGGUGCUCCAAUGUCCCCAGAGACACCCCACUCCAGUGAUGGUGCUCCAAUGUCCCUGGAGACUUGGCCGAACUACAAAGGAAGUGAACCAGUGGGACCACGUGAUCAUUUGCACAAACAAGGGCUUUUUAUGUACCCAGAGCGGCUGACAGGAACUGUGGAGACUGUCAUCAUCACAGAAGUAACAAAUCCACAGCGGGUUUUCUGCCAGUUAAAGGUUUUUUCACAAGAGUUGAAGAAACUGACAGAGCAGAUCACUCAGCACUAUGAGGGCAGACUGGCCACUUGCAUUGUAAGUCCUGAUAUGCUUGGGUCCCCAUGUGCUGCAAGAGGAAGUGACGGUAGGUGGUACCGGUCUGUUUUACAGCAGGUAUUGCCGACCGGCAAGGUGGUUGAAGUACUGAAUGUGGACUAUGGGAGAAAGCAGUUUGUUCAAGUGGAAAAUGUAAGGCCACUGGCUGCCGAAUUCUUCAGGAUGCCUGUUGGGACUUACAUCUGUGCCCUCCAUGGAAUCAUUGACAGAGGUGUGGGAUGGACAGCCACCCAGAUUGACAAUCUCAAGGCCCUUCUCCUGUAUAAGACACUCAUCGCCAAAUUUGAGUAUCAAAGCAUCUCAGAGGGUGUUCACUAUGUUACACUCUAUGGUGAUGAAAACACAAAUAUCAACAACCUGUUUGGCUCAAGGGAGAGGUGCUUACUUGAAUGUGAAAAAACCCUUGGAGAUUAUGCUGUCCACAGUACUGCACACAGAUACGAGCAACAGGUUCGAAAAGAAAGCCUAGGAAGUGUGUCUACUUCCCUGCAGGCUGUGAAGGGAACAGAUGAGAAAGGAAUUAUGGAGAAGUUGCAAGUUGAAGACCUUCCUCUCAACUCCUCACAUGUGGCUGUCGUGCAACAUGUGUCCAGUCCGUCAGAGUUUUGGAUCCAAACACAGAAGUAUGCAGAUGAGAUGGGUAAACUGAUGGAUAGCAUCUAUGAUCUGUACAAGGAUUCAAAUAGUGAAAAAGUAAGAAAUCCAACUGUUGGCCUGUUCUGUGCUGCCAAGGCAAAUGAUGGUGAUUUCUAUCGAGCAGUUGUGUCUGAAGUCAGUGAGACACGAGUCAAGGUGUUCUUUGUUGAUUAUGGAAGCACUGAAGAGGUUGAUAGGAGUGACAUAAGGGCCAUUCCUGACAAGUUCAAAAAGCUGCCCCAGCUUGUAUUGAAAUGUAAGCUGGCUGAUAUUAAGCCAAAAGAUAAGAGAUGGAGUCACAGUGCCACUGACUUUUUCAUUAAGGCAGUCACAGACAAAGUCCUUAAUGUUAAUGUGACAGCAAAAUAUGAUGGUGGUUAUGUUGUUUGUAUGACAGAUUCAGCAGCACAUGGAGAGAGAGACAUUAGCCAGCUGAUGUGUAGCUCUGGCUUUGCUGAGAAGGAUCAAGCACAGAAACAGCCCAUCAGCAGGAUGACCAUGCAGCCUACCGUCAUCCCUGCAGCACUGGGUCCAGGUGUCACACCUUUACACCGUGAGGGUAGGAUUUCUCUACAACACCCAAACACUGUUGGCCCCACCAGCAAUGAAAGAAGUGCUACCUUUAAGGAACACAUGUUCCCCAUAGGAAGUACCCUUGAAGUCAGUGUAUGUUACAUUGAAAGCCCCAAUGAUUUCUGGUGCCAACUUGUACAAAAUGCAGGGCACCUGAAAUUGCUUAUGCAAGACAUGCAGACAUACUAUGCAAGUAGUGCGUACCAGCCUUUUCUAGAAUCGGCAUGUGUCGCUCGGCAUCCAGAUAAUGGAAUGUGGUACAGAGCCCUUGUAAUUCACAAACAUGUGACACCCCAAGUUGAUGUGUUGUUGGUUGACUACGGCCAGAUGAAGACAGUCACUCUCUAUGAACUAAGGAAGAUAUGCCCUGAAUUCCUAAGUCUGAAAGGUCAGGCUUUUCGAUGUAGUCUGUACAACCUUGUUGACCCCACAUCAACCAUCAAUGAUUGGAGUGAGGAAGCAGUAGUUCAGUUCCAGGACUUUGUGGAUACUGCCGCAUCCAACCAUGUGGUUUUGAAAUGCACCAUAUAUGCCAUCAUGUAUAGUGAGCAGAAGGUUGUGUACAACAUUGUGGAUCUAGAAACACCCUUUGAAAGUGUCUGCACCCUUAUGGCCAGUGUUGCCAGUUCACCUCCCAAGAAAGCCUCCAGAUCCCCUCUCCGUCUGGAUACGUACUACUAUUCAACUCACAAUAUAAAAACAGGGACAGAGGAAAUGGUGACAGUGACAUAUGUGAACAGUGUCAAUCAGUUCUACUGCCAGCUUGAGAGGAAUGCUCACGUGAUGGAAGACCUUGUGAUAAAACUGAACAGUCUUUGCCACCAGCUUAAGACUGCAAAGCUCCCAGCUGUUUUUGGAACUGUGUGCUUUGCAAAAUACACUGAUGGGCUCUGGUACAGAGGACAGAUCAAGGCCACACAGCCAUCAAUCCUGGUUCACUUUGUGGAUUAUGGUGACACCCUUGAGGUGGACAAAUCAGACUUGCUUCCAGUCCCCACAGAAGCUGGUGACAUAGUUUCGGUGCCAGUACAAGCUAUUGAGUGUGGUCUUUCUGACAUACCUGCCAGUGUUUCAAGUGAGGUGAAUAGCUGGUUUGAAAAUAGUGUGACAGAACAUACAUUCCGGGCACUAGUGGUCGCCAAAGAACCUGGUGGUAAACUGCUGGUUGAGCUGUAUUCUGGAAAAACUCAGGUCAAUUCCAAGAUAAAAAAGAAAUUUCAGAUUAAGAUGCACAGUGAAGAGCAGGUUGUCUUCCAUGGUAAGAGAGCACUUGAAGUUCUUACAAAUGAUGCAAAAAAGAAUCGUAAUGCUUUGCCACAGCAAGUUACAGAAAGGCAAAAUGAUGCACAGAUCUUGAAGACAAACCAAAGGGUUUCUCCAAAACCAGUAUGUCAAAUGGAAGAUGACAUGAAAACUACCAAAGGCAGUCUGCGGUCUGCUCCCAAGCCUAUACGCCCCGUUGGUGAAAAUGGUCAUAAGGCCAAAGCUCCCACAUUAAAACUGUAUAGACCUCCACAACAAAGGAAGCUAUCUGGCACGAUGCCAACCAGCACAGGAAAUGGCUCUGAGCCAGCAGAUGCUAACACCAAACAAUCAAAACAAAACAUUAAACACAACAUUCCCACAGACCCAAAACAGGUAAUCAAAUCCAAAUUACCUGACACAGAAUCACAGAAGAAAAGCUAUGUGGCAACAGAUCAUGAGCCUGAAUCGUUCCCUAAACUUGCAGACCUGCCCUCAAAGUCCAUAACAUCAGGUAUGGAAGCAGAUGUCUUUGUCUCUCACUGCAAUAGCCCACUGAGUUUCUAUGUGCAGUUUGUUGAAGAGGAGGAUAACCUAUUCUCCAUUGUUGGAAAACUCAAUGAUUAUCAGACAGCGAUCAAACCCACUGAUGUGGAAAAUGUGCAUCCAGGUGACCUUGUUCAGGCAGAGUUCCCAGACGAUUCAUCAUGGUACCGUGCAGUUGUGAGAGAAAUUCAUGGAAACUCAAUGGCGCUUGUUGAGUUUGUUGAUUAUGGAAAUACCGCAGUAGUAUCAACUUCUAAGAUAUGCCGAAUCCACAAAUCCCUCCUGCAAUUUCCCACAUACAGCACACACUGUAUGCUGAGUGAUGGUGUAAGUCUUGGAAAAGAGUUAGCGCUGGAUCCAGAAGUUGUGUCAAAUUUCAAAAAAGACAUUGGUGAUAAUGGAGACAAGGAGCUAAAGUGCCGGUUUAUCAGGCAGUCUGAAUCUGUGUGGGAAGUCAGUCUUGAGGACAGCGGGGUGAAUGUCAUGUGUAAAGUACCUACUACAAGUCCAGCUGCUGCUUCAGAUUGUUUUGCAGAGAAACUUGGACAAAUGGAAGAAAAGCCCGUCCAAAGCUCUGUUAGUGGACAGAUGCCAACUGAGAAAUCUAGUUUGCAGCCCUGUCCACUGCGUUAUGUUGAGCGUGACUUUCUAGAGGGCCAGCAGUUAAUGGCUUAUGUCACAACCAUAAAUGAUGAUCAGAGCUUUUGGUGUCAGUCUGCUGACUCAGAUGAACUUGACAAAAUCACAGUAAGUGUGUCACAGCACAAGACUGUUAACACAGACUCACUUUCUCCCGGCAGUCCAUGCAUUGCCCGUUAUGCAGAAGAUGAGGUAUGGUAUCGUGCAGAGGUCAUCAGCAAAGAGGAAGACAUGCGUUCCGUCUUUUUUGUAGACUAUGGAAACAAGUCUCAAGUCAGUGCAAGGGAUGUACUGCAAAUGCAACCUGAACUGUGUGAAAUUCCACCACAGGCCUUUCUGUGCGAGCUUGAAGGCUUUGAAGCUUAUCAUGGCUCCUGGGAAGAUGGUGCAAUAGAUACAUUAUCAGAACUUAUAACAGAUAAAGAAUUACUGCUCACUGUUAAUAGAGUAACAAGAGGAGAACAAGGCAAGAUCAAAUGCUUUGUCCAAAUGGAGUGUGAGGGUCAAGUGAUAAAUGAGACAAUGAGGGCCCAGUGGAGGAGCUUCACAAACAACAACAACCCUGAUGCUGUUGAUCUGUCCUCUUCAUACAAAGCACCACAAUUGCCAUUUGAUUCAGACACACCAAAGGAACUUGUUAUCCCAGAAACAGAUAUUGCUGUUUCUUUCAGUCAGUCUGUGGGAGACCAGAAAGAAGAGGAAUACACUGAAGAGCUCAAUACUCCUUGUGAUGCAGGUGAUUCCUCACAAUUAUCCUGUCUCAUGAAGAGUGAUGGCUCUGUUCCAUCUCAGUCUUCUGCUGAUGCCCAAAAGGAGGAUGUUGAUGAGAUUUUGUCGGAGUCCAGUGUGACUGUCCAACCUUGUUCGGUGACUGAGAUGGAGAUGAUUGGAGAAAAGGUUUCCAAACAAGUGGUAAAGUCACUACCAGCUACUGUGAUGUCUGAAGCAGAACCAAACAGUGACUGUUUGUCAUAUGAUGUUGGAAAGGAUCAAACCAUGUUACCUCUGCUUGAUAAAGGUGAACAAGACACUGUGAAAUUUGAAAGUGGCAGAGACUUUGAGAAGAAGGCCGCAUCAACGAUUGAAAGCUUGGUUGGCCCAGAAUACACAAAUUUUUCACCAUGCUCAGAUGACGAGCUCAAGCAGGCAGUGGCCCCAUAUGCCAGGCAAACUCAGAAAGUAUGUAAUAAGAUGUGCUUUGAGGCUGGGCCACAGAGUACACAGUCUGCUCCAACCACUACAGACACAUUGGUAGCCCAAGAGGAGAAAUGUGUGGAUGAGGAAGAGUGUCAGACGGUGGUUGCUGAGUUGGAGUGUCUGCCCAAAGAGCAGGAUAGCCACAAUGCACAGGACAAUGCUGACAUCGUGAAAGAUUCUGAGUUUGGUCUGCUGAGACCUGCUGAAUCUCUCCCCAUUAAUUCGGCCUGUGUGGUCUGGUCACCUGUAAAGUCGUGGUGUAAAGCACGGAUCUUGAAGAAGUUUAAAGACAGCACUCUGGUUCUGCUUGUUGAUUAUGACUCUGAGAUGAUGGUUGACCCUGACAGUAUCUUUGACACUGUGUUACCAGAGUCUGACCAGUGUGAUAAUGAUGACAGUCCUGACCUCGAUGGGGCUCUUCCUCAUAACGAGUCUCAGGCUGGUGCUACUAUUGAACAGGAAGAUGAAACUGGAGAAGUCGCUCCACAGGAGGAGCCACCAUGUACUCCCACAUAUGGCAAGAAUAACUUGACUGAAGAUGACGCCCUGGCCCAUCAAGAAGAUAAACACCUCGCCCUGCUAGUUGACACUGAACCAGCAGUUAGUGAGCAGCAUACCGACAUAGUUCUCUCUCAGAAGAUGGAUGAUGUGGCUGGACAGGGCACCAGCUCUAUUGAAGAGGCCUGUCAGGCAGAUGUCUGCAUUGAUUUGGAACAUGGAGCUGAGGCAGUGGGCAGUGAGCAGCUGUUGCACACAACCCCGACACGAGAUACGGAUUCAGAAGAUGAUGUCAUUCCGGAAGAAAUGUCCAAUUCUUCAGACAGUAGUCUCGGGGUCCAGUUGUCAACUGUGACACAUCUUUCUCUAGUUAUCAUCAACAGCUCUGAUGAUACUGUCGUGUGCUUGAAAGAGACUCAGUCCCUUCAGCAGCAGCAACACUAGAACUGGCAGCAAAGGAUUGGGAUGUGGCCUCGCCAGAUCCACUUUUCUUUCACGUUUGCCAGAUGCCUCAGAUGGACAUUUAUCGUCUACUUUUGUUCAAGUUGAGUUCAGAAUAUGUCCAACAAGUUCAAGUUGAGUUAACAUUUUUUUGUUUGUUCUCACAAUAUUUACUGACAAAGUCUUCACUAAAUAGGUUGACAUUACAUGUCGUCUGGUGUUACAGCUUAUUCAUUGUUUCCUGUUGGUAAAGUUAGUAAAGCACAUCGAGUGAACACAGUGAAUGUCACACCCUGAUUUUGUGAAGCACUGAAUUUGAUCUCGGUAUUUUGGUGCUUCCCCAGUAUGCUAAUUUAACCAUUGUAGGAUCAGUCUGUUGAGUGUUUGUUUGAAAGGCUGUUUUGCCCCUUAAUGUUUAAAAACGUCUUCAAAGUAGUGAAAAUUUUGUUGAAUACUAAUUGCGUGAUCUGCAUCGUUGAAUCAGGACAAAUGUUGAGAUGAGAAUGAGAAAAACAAGAAUUUUAUUUUCAAGAAUGCUCAGAUGUUUGAUCCUAUAUUACUUGUGGAAAUAUUUGAGAGAAAUUUAUGUUGGCGCAAUAAAUAAUACUGCAUUUCCAUACAUGA